Morchella importuna is the source of this 309-nucleotide messenger RNA. RefSeq lists its product as uncharacterized. NCBI's taxonomy places the organism in Eukaryota, Fungi, Ascomycota, Pezizomycetes, Pezizales, Morchellaceae. Bases 1 to 309 code for a protein of 102 amino acids. The record is from RefSeq and is a predicted model, not a curated record. The transcript has a single exon.
AUGACUCUUCUCAACGACUUUGCUCCUCAAGACUACGACGAGAUAACCGCCUGGUAUAUCGGCCUGCAGGAGAACCGUGGGGGAGCCUUUAAGACCGGCCCAGCUAAACUCAUGAAUUAUCUGUUGGAUACGUGCAUAUAUUGUCGUAAUGCAGCACUCACCCGCGAAUAUACCGACGACCCAAAAGACUGGGUCAAAGCGUUCUUCGUAGAGUUUUAUACUGCUUACGGAGAGGCGGAUGUGCCUAUGUGUUAUGAAGUGGCGGCGAGGUGGAAGGCGCCUGUGAGGAUCAAGAGGGAGGAGGCCUAG